Messenger RNA from Entamoeba nuttalli P19, 453 nucleotides. Its product is annotated as heat shock protein 70, putative. The annotation marks the transcript as partial. Gene Ontology annotation, cellular component: nucleus; cytosol. The record is from RefSeq and is a predicted model, not a curated record. Gene Ontology annotation, molecular function: ATP-dependent protein folding chaperone; ATP binding. The transcript has a single exon. NCBI's taxonomy places the organism in Eukaryota, Evosea, Mastigamoebida, Endamoebidae. Gene Ontology annotation, biological process: protein folding.
ACAAAUGAUAAAGGAAGAUUAAGUAAAGAACAAAUUGAUAAGAUGGUAGCAGAAGCUGAAAAAUUCAAGGAAGAAGAUGACAAGAUGAAACAAAGAGUCGAAGCAAAGAAUAAGUUAGAGAACUUCUGUUAUUCAGUUAAGAAUACUCUUAAUGAACAAUUUGCUGAUAAGAUUGCUGCAGAAGAUAAGACUACUAUUGAGAAUAUUGUUAAAGAAACUCUUGACUGGAUUGAUAACAAUCAAAAUGCUUCCACUGAAGAAUAUGAUAACAAGAUGAAGGAAGUUGAAGGAAAAGUCCAACCAAUUUUCACUAAGCUUUAUCAACAAGCUGGAGCUGCUGGUGGAAUGCCAGGAGGAAUGCCAAAUGGAUUCCCAGGUGCUGGAGCUGCUCCACAAGGUAAUGCUCAACCAAAGUCAAGUGGAAAAGGACCAACUAUUGAAGAAGUUGAUUAA